CCUCUACCGGUAGCAUUUGGCGGGGGAAUGUCUCACAGGAAAUUCUCCGCUCCCAGGCAUGGGUCCCUGGGCUUCUUGCCUCGGAAACGCAGCAGCCGGCACCGUGGGAAGGUCAAGAGCUUCCCCAAGGAUGACUCUUCCAAGCCUGUCCACCUCACAGCCUUCCUGGGCUACAAGGCUGGCAUGACUCACAUCGUUCGGGAGGUGGACAGGCCAGGAUCCAAGGUGAACAAGAAGGAAGUUGUGGAGGCUGUGACCAUUGUGGAGACACCACCCAUGGUGGUAGUGGGCAUCGUGGGCUACGUGGAAACCCCUCGAGGCCUCCGUACCUUUAAGACCAUCUUUGCCGAGCACAUCAGUGAUGAAUGCAAAAGGCGCUUCUAUAAGAACUGGCAUAAGUCUAAGAAGAAGGCCUUCACCAAAUACUGCAAGAAGUGGCAGGAUGAUGAUGGCAAAAAGCAGCUGGAGAAGGACUACUGCCAGGUGAUCCGGGUCAUCGCCCACACCCAGAUGCGUCUGCUUCCUCUACGCCAGAAGAAGGCCCACCUCAUGGAGAUCCAAGUGAACGGAGGCACAGUGGCCGAGAAGCUGGACUGGGCCCGCGAGAGGCUGGAGCAGCAGGUGCCUGUGAACCAAGUGUUUGGGCAGGACGAGAUGAUCGAUGUCAUUGGUGUCACCAAGGGCAAAGGCUACAAGGGGGUCACCAGCCGCUGGCACACUAAGAAGCUACCCCGCAAGACCCACCGGGGCCUGCGCAAGGUUGCCUGUAUUGGGGCAUGGCACCCUGCCCGAGUGGCGUUCUCUGUGGCUGGUGGCUUUGUCCACUAUGGGGAAGUGACCAAUGACUUUGUCAUGCUGAAAGGCUGUGUGGUGGGAACCAAGAAGCGAGUGCUUACUCUCCGCAAGUCCUUGCUGGUGCAGACCAAGCGGCGGGCCCUGGAGAAGAUUGAUCUUAAGUUCAUUGACACCACCUCCAAGUUUGGCCACGGCCGAUUCCAGACGGUGGAGGAGAAGAAAGCAUUCAUGGUGAGCACCCCGACCUGGCCGCCCUCCGGCUGGGGUUGGGAUAGUUCCCAGUUGAUGUCCCCGAUCAGUGCUUCUCAAACUGCUGUGCCCACGGGCCACUGGGAGUCUUCUUCAAAUGCGGAUGCUGACCUGGCAGGUCUGGGGCCGGCCUGGCACGAUGCACUCCUGACGAGCCCCCAGGUGCAGGAGUGGCUGGUCGGCGGACCACACUCUGUGGACCACACUCUGCGGAACAAUGGUGUGGAGCUCGACAACGGUGAAAAAGUAGUGGCUGAGUUGUGUGCUGAGCAACCGCACUGUGCCAGGUCCAAGAAGAUGGCUCAUGAAGAGACAGCGGGUGUGCCUGUCUCUGUGACGGAGGCGUGA
This is a messenger RNA of Odobenus rosmarus divergens (Pacific walrus), 1392 nucleotides long. RefSeq names its product ribosomal protein L3 (gene RPL3). The record is from RefSeq and is a predicted model, not a curated record. Gene Ontology annotation, cellular component: ribosome; cytosolic large ribosomal subunit. Gene Ontology annotation, molecular function: RNA binding; structural constituent of ribosome. Gene Ontology annotation, biological process: ribosomal large subunit assembly; translation. NCBI's taxonomy places the organism in Eukaryota, Metazoa, Chordata, Mammalia, Carnivora, Odobenidae.